Molecule: messenger RNA, 3387 nt
Organism: Corticium candelabrum
Lineage: Eukaryota; Metazoa; Porifera; Homoscleromorpha; Homosclerophorida; Plakinidae
Product: nuclear pore complex protein Nup107-like
Exons: 38
Coding region: 72-3014 (980 amino acids)
Biological process (GO): protein import into nucleus; post-transcriptional tethering of RNA polymerase II gene DNA at nuclear periphery; mRNA export from nucleus
Cellular component (GO): nuclear pore outer ring; nuclear pore
Molecular function (GO): structural constituent of nuclear pore
Source: RefSeq, a predicted model, not a curated record
UGGCGCGCGGUAGCGCAUCCAGUCUGUUCAGCGUCAGUGACAACGAAGAGUCAUCCGCCGUCUUAUCACUUAUGCGACCAUCAUCAUUCACUCGCACAACGACUCCGACGGCUCGACAGAUUGAUGCGCACGACACGAGCGAGGAGAGUUUGAGAACAGGCCUCAAUAUGCGGACUACUCCUCGACCGUCAGCAACAUCUCGGCUUUUGUUUGGACCGCAGACAACAGGAAUGCCUAGUCCUGCAUUACAGCGAGAGGAGGCAGUUGCAGGUGUGAUGAGACGUCGAAGCAGCAUGAACCGAUCAUUAAGGGCUUUGGAGGAAGCGAUUCUUACCCCACAAACUCAUACACUACGGACACCAUCAUUUCUAGGAGGAAGCACUGCUCGUACUUCUGCGGCUGCACAAUCGACUCCAUAUGACACAUCUUCAUCCAUUCCAAGACACCAGCUGUCCUUCAGUCAGUUGGGAUCGUUUGGUGGGGAUGUGUCAUUGGAUGGCGCAGCAGAGGACGAUGAUGCUACAAAAUUUGAGACUGAAUUACCAUCAGCUGUUGAAGAAACGAGGCAACAGUUCAACACAAUCGCGUUUGCACCCGAAGAGCAUCCAGCCUCUACAGCUAUCCGUUUGCUGUUUGACGAAUUUCAUCUCUGCCUGAAGUCUUAUCCUUUAACUGCAGAAGUUCUAGAUCUAGUUCACUCAUAUGAAGAAGCGUGUCAGAAGGCAUGGCAGUCUCUCGACAAGUCUAGUCUUAAAUCACGCAAACAAUCAUUCGUUCAUGCUCCAAAACAAUCGACGACGUAUAACACGGGUGUGUUGUUGAGAGAGGAGAGGAAUUCAUGGAGACUGAUCUAUAGUCUUUACAAAGACUUAUUGUCGGUUUCGGGAGAAGACGAGAUGAUGGAUUUCGAUACUCCAUCGUGUUUUGCAUACAGUGAGAAGAAUAUAGUGGAGAGUUUGUAUAGAAGAGAUCGUGCUGUUCGUCUGCAACAGGUUGUGGUUGACUGGUUGGAGAAAUGUGCCGAAGAGGACAUGAGUAGCAUCUUUAUGGCCGAGUUUGCAGCCGAUAGCGUUUGCUACGAACGAACUCUACAUGAACUGAAUAGAAUAGACAAGCCACAUGGUCAGCAAGGAUGCAGCACUCGCUUAUUAGUCACAGAAAUAGACCCGGAUGCACCACACAGACAAGGCAGACAUUUGGUUGAUGGAGACGAGGAAGACGAAGCUGACUUGAUACGAAACAUAUACUUCUUUAUUAGAGCCGGACGUCUUGAUGAAGCUCAGAAAUUAUGUAAUCGAGCCGGUCAGCCAUGGCGUGCAGCCGCUUUGGAAGGAUGGAGACUGUGGCAUGACCCAAACUAUUACAAGGAUUCAGCUGAUCAACCACAGCCUGAUGAAAGGAACAAUGGCGAUGAAAUACUACCGGUAGAAGGAAAUCCGUAUCGUGACUUGUGGAAGUGCUGCUCUUGGGCUCUAGCAGAACAGACUCAGUAUAGUCAGUAUGAGAGAGCUGUGUAUGCAUGUCUGAGUGGCAAUCUGGAACAGAUUCUACCCGUUUGCAGCUCUUGGUCAGACUAUUUGUGGGCGUAUUAUAAGACAAUGAUAGACGUCACAGUUGAACAGGAGAUAUUCUCAUAUCCUCGACCUGAUAGAAUACGAGAGAAUCUACCAGAUGGAUACUGGAUGCAAAGAAGCUUGACUCCUGAGGACGUAUUCGAACGCAUCGAAAGAUACAACACAAUGAGCGGGCAGCUGAAUGUCAUCUGCAAGUACCGAUCGGUCCAGAAGAACAUUAUUCUGAAUGACAUGGACUCACUGUCGGCUGACAUUCGUAUUUGGUUGGCUGACACUCCACCACCACCACAUCACUUCCUUAGAUUUUUGGCCCAUCUUGUGCUUUUCCUCCGUAGUGUUGGUAUUGUUGGUGGUGAUGACAGUGUGUGUAAUAGUGUACUUGUGCAGUAUGUAGAGGGUCUGAUUAGGGAGAAGCAGUCAACGCUGGUUGCAACCUACACAGCGUCACUCAUGCCGGACGAAAGAGUCUCUGUUUAUGCCAAGUUUCUUGAAGGAAUAACUGAUACUGAACUGAAAAAGGAAUGUCUGAAACUCGCUGAGAAAGCAGGAUUGAAUGUGCAAGAUAUCACGAGAGUUGUGAUGGAGAACAUCAGGAACAUUGAGCAGGAAGAUUUCACACUCACAGCAACAUACGUUGCACCUCUAGAGACUGACAUAUCAGAGGUGGACAAGAAGAAAGUAGCCGCCAUUGAUUGGUUGAUGUUUGAACCAUCUCAACGUUACGAUGCCCUCAUGCAGUCUAACGCAAUUAUUCGUGGGUUUCUGGCAACAGGAAAACUGAGUGCAGCACGAGAUGUCUUCACAAAGAUUCCGAAAGAUUCGAUUGAGGUUGUUCAUCAGCAGUGGCGACGACGGGCUGGGAAGAAUUCGAUGCCUGUAGCGAUGACGAGUGCUGUGAGGGAGCAUCUGUGUGUGAAGAUGUACUUGGAUGCAAACGAUGCCUUUCAUGAUUGGUUUCAACGGUUCCAUGCAGGCAUUCCCACUGCACCAGCGGCGACUUCGACGGUCACGACGAUGCAGGAGAGAAUGCGACUUGAGCACGAAUUAAAGAAAUACAACCGAGACGUGGAACGAUGGAGUCGAGACCUGCAAGAGCAAACUGGAAUUACAGUUCAGAAGAUAUACGAUGUUUUACUGUUUGAUGGUGGUGGCUGGAUGAGAGAGGAUGAGGGUGACGGGGAUGAGAAUCGACGACAACAGUUGUGUGUUCUUCGGCAGCUGUGUCUACCGGGAAUGGUGUUUUUGUUACAUCAAGUGCUGCACUCGACUCGACGUUAUGCUGAGUGUGUUCAACUAGCCGAUAUUGUUGCAUCAGAGUCGUAUCAAUUAUACAAAGUUUUCCGACAAGACGAGCUGCAGAAGUUUUUGCAGUUGGUGCAUAACUCAUCCGUAGAGAUGUUGGAUGGCAACGUCGAUCCUCUCGGUUACAGCUUGGUUUGACUAGCAGCUGUUGCAUGACAUAGUAGGGUAUAUUUCUGCUAACUAGAUUCAUUCUAAUUUGUAAUGAUUUUAAUUAAUCGAUUGCUUCAACUUGUAUGACAAGCUCCUUAGUGUUGUAUGCGUUUCCUUCAGUGACGUCACAUACGGGGUACUGAAUAGUAGACCACAAGUUACUGUGUGAUUUCAUCUACUAUCCGUCUCACUUAUUUCUGUUUUUCUCUUUUCGCUUUCCGAGCAUAAAUAUCAGUUUUUCUGGUUCUCUCUUCUCUUUUUUUUUUUUUCUUUUAUGGUCUUCAAUGAGUUGCUGAACUGUGACAAUUAUUAAUGUUUUUGGCUUUUACCAAGUUGUCAUCAAAGUAGUUUCAUUUUUAUG